Adineta steineri is the source of this 2289-nucleotide messenger RNA. Lineage: Eukaryota; Metazoa; Rotifera; Eurotatoria; Adinetida; Adinetidae. The record is from the annotation of a GenBank genome assembly.
AUGAGUGACUCUGUGACAAACCAAAUUUCAAAUGAUUCUUCAAUUCCAUCAAGUCGUCAUUAUUCGUCAAACAACGACUUAAUUGAUCAAUAUACUUUAAUCUGGUUAGAUCAUAGCGCAUUGGACAAUUCACUUGAUUCAUUACGUACAAAAACAUUAUUUCGAGAAGUUAGUGAUGCUCCUUGUUUAUUCUUUAAUAGUGUGGAAUCAUUUUUACUCAAAAUACAGGAACUAAGAAAUCAGGAGAUUAAAAUUCUCAUUAUUGUAUCUGGAUCAUUUGCAAAAGAAAUUCUUCCUGAUACGAGAAAUAACUUUCGGAUAAUUAUAUUUUGCCGAAAUUCUAAUAAAUACAAACGUUUAAAGGAACAUUAUCCAAAUAUCAUUGAUAUUUGCACUGAACGUGAAACAUUGGAGACUUCUAUUCAACGUGAAUUACCAUUAUUAAAAUUCAAUUUAUUUAGUAAAGAAAAACUGAAUUCGUUACGUUCAUUAGCUUCAUCAGAAAAUGCAACGCAUAAUGGUGCUUAUUUUUCGUACAUGUUAUUUAUUGACUUUUUAAAACAAAUUCCUUCGACAUACCAAGCAAAAGAUAUUAUGUUAAAUAAAUGUCGAGAUCAUUUUAGUCAAGAUGGAAAACAACUCGAACGUAUUGAAGAAUUUCGUGGUACAUAUAAACAAGAGGAAGCAAUUCAAUGGUAUACAGAAGAGUCGUUUCUUUAUCAUCUAGUCAAUCGUGCAUUUCGAACAGAAAAUAUCGAAUUAUGGUAUUUAUUUCGUUUUUAUAUUAGUGAUUUAUGCAAACAAUUAGAAGAUGUUUACCAGAAACAAAACUGUCAAACAAUUUUAAGACUCUAUCGUGGACAAUCUCGCUUACCAACUGAAGAAUUAGAAAAUUUUAGCUCAAAUAUAGGUGGUUUCUUAUCAACAAAUGCAUUUUUUUCCACGUCAAAAAAUAUUGCUGUAGCUAAGGCGUAUAUAACAGAUGCUCCUAAUACAGACGAUGUUAAAGUAGUUUUAUUUGAGAUAACUGUUGAUGCAUCUAAUUUAAGAAAUACGAUUUUUGUUGAUAUUAAUGAACAUUUAGGAUUCGGACCAUCAAAUAAAUUUCCAGGAGAAGAAGAAGUAUUAUUUAAUAUUGGUUCAGUUUUUCAAAUUGAAAAUAUUAAUUUUGAUGAUAAUUUAAACGCAUGGAAAAUUAAAAUGAAAGCAACCGAUGAAUGUACAGAUUCGAUAAAAGAACGUAUUAACUCAAUGAAAGAAAAAUUUAAAAAUGGAAAUAAUAAUUUAUUAUUUGGUCGUUUAUUACUUGAUAUGAAUCAGCAUACUAAAGCUGAAUCAUAUUUUCAAAUGAUGUUAAAAAUAUUACCUAAAUCACAUUCUGAUUUACCUUUAGUUUAUGAUUAUAUUGGUGAUUUAAAUAUGCAUACAACAAAUUGGAAUGAAGCAUUUAAAAAUUUUCAUCUAUCCUAUGAAAUAAAGAAGACAAAAACACAUCCAAAUCAUCAUCAAACGAUUGGUAUAACAUUAAAUAGUUUAGGAAAUUAUUAUAAGGCUAUUUGCGAUAGGUGUCAAGCAUUAAAAUAUUAUUCAAAAGUUUUAAAUUGUAAAAUAAAUCCAUAUAAUAUUGCAAUUACUCUAUUGAAUAUCAGUACGAUUCAUAUUAUAGAAAAAAAUUAUAAUAAAGCAUUGGAUUUAUGUUUACAAGCUCGAAAUAUUAUUCAGGAGAAUUUUUCAAACACAUAUAGUGCUGUUAUUCGAUGUCAUAGAAUUAUGGGUGAUAUAUAUUUUGCUCAAGAAGAUUAUGAUCAAGCAAAAGAUUUUUAUUUUGCUGCAUUCGAUCUGAGUAAAAGAGCUUUGUUUACUACUGAUCGUCAACGAAUUGUUUGUAUAAAAGCAUUAACUACUUUCUAUUAUCAACAAAAUAUGAAACAACAAGCAAUUGAAUUUUGUCUUAAACAAUUAAAUUUUUAUGAACAACAUUUAACGAAAAAUCAUAUUAAUAUUGUGCAUUUAUUAUUGAUUAUUGCUGAAUUGUAUGAAGAUAAUGAUAAAGAAAGAAUUGAUUAUUUGGAAAAAGCAUUAAAGAUUUUAGAAGAAAAUAUUCAUCUUCAUUAUGAUACAACAGCGAAUUGUUUGAAAUUAAUUGGACAAUAUUAUCAGAAACAACAAUUAAAUGAUAAAGCAAUGACAUUUUAUAAAAGAACUUUAGAAAUACAGAAGAAAAUUUAUCCAAAAAAACAUUUUACAUUAAAAGAAAUUCAAUAUUUAAUUGAUAUGAUUGACAGUUAG